Molecule: messenger RNA, 3004 nt
Organism: Lytechinus variegatus (green sea urchin)
Lineage: Eukaryota; Metazoa; Echinodermata; Echinoidea; Temnopleuroida; Toxopneustidae
Product: cyclin-dependent kinase 20-like
Exons: 11
Coding region: 1360-2376 (338 amino acids)
Biological process (GO): protein phosphorylation
Cellular component (GO): nucleus
Molecular function (GO): ATP binding; cyclin-dependent protein serine/threonine kinase activity
Source: RefSeq, a predicted model, not a curated record
ACUAUAAAACGUUGCAGUAUUUCAGGGAAUUACGGAGGAUUAAUAUCAGAUGCCACAAGAUACUUUUCAAUUUCUUGAACCAUUUUGGUCAUGCAGUGACAGGUGAGUUGCGCAACAGUAAAAAAAAAUUGCACAUGGCGACUCACUUCGCAUGGAUGUUAAAACUUAGGAUAAAGCUGGCCAUCUUGCCUUGUUCUUGGAACACCCGUACAGACAACAUAUUUUCACCAUUGUCCAGCAAUUAAAAUCAAAUUGCAGUACAAAACGUGAUGAAAAUAUAAUGGAGAAACAGUUCAAAUCAACGAGUUAAAAAAAACGUCAAGGAAACUGCACACAGCCAACACGUAAGCUCUCACCCUCUUUUGCACCUUUGCGAUCGCGUUGUUAGGGAAAUCACAUGACUGUGACGUCAUGCCGACCUCGAGAAUACACAUAAGGGUAAUUAUAUGAAUGAUCGCUUGUUUUGCACACAUCAAUAAGUUAGAUCACAUGAUCAAGUGAUUUAUACGUAGGUUCUUGACUGACAAAGCAUGUGAACAAUUACUGCAUGCACUACCGGUAAUUUCAUCACGUUUAGAUUUUUGUAAUUCUCUUCGGACUGCCCAAACACCAGCUAAACAGAUUACAGUCUCUUCAAAAUUCCAGUGCGAGACUUCUUACCUUCACACCUAGAAUGUCUUCAAUCACACCAAUUUUACGUUCUCUUCACUGGUUGCCUGUUAACAAAAGAGUUCAUCUUAAGCCCAUGUUACUUGUCCAUCGAGCCAUUCAUGGGAUGUCGCCACAAUAUAUUAAAGACACACUACAUCCCUACAAUCCAACUCGUACUUUAAGAUCUGGAGGUGACAAUUUGCUUUUGAUUCCUUGUACCCUACAAUCUUGGGGGAUAGGUCCUUCCCACAUGCUGCGGCCAAGUUGUGGAAUCAACUUCCUGGGUCACUUUGUUCCAUUAAACUGCAUGACACAUUUAAACUACACCUUAAGACUUAUUUGUUCAAUCUUUAAUACCUUCACAACUAAAUCUAUAUACACUGUCUAAUUAUGUACAUUGUUUAAGAAAUAAUUUUUUUUUGUAUGCAUUUAAAGUACACUCUCUGGCAUCACAUGUUGGUCUGACUGGCUUCCUAUAGGGGCUGGUGCCCUUAUUUGCUAGAGCUCCUGUGAGUACUGAGCUGACCGGGCUUGCCCCUUAAAUUGUCGGUGAACGGUGCAGCAAACACAAGGGCACCAGGCCCCACCAGGAUUUAGCUGGGAACUUCAGUGGUGGUGAUGCAGGAUGGUACUUGUAGUGAUUUAAGAUUUCUAUUGACAGGGGACCAUCUUCAUGUAAAAAAAAUAUUUGUGUGAGUGGUGAACAGGAUGAAUCAGUAUUCGAUACUUGAUCGGAUCGGCGAAGGUGCGCAUGGCAUUGUUUUCAAGGCAAAGCAUAUUGAGACUGGUGAAAUAGUUGCACUGAAGAAGGUUCCACUUAGGAAAUUGGAUGAUGGAAUCCCAAACACAGCUCUAAGGGAAAUAAAAGCAUUGCAGGAAAUAGAGGAGAACCAAUAUGUUGUAAACUUGAAGGAUGUGUUUCCCCAUGGCACCGGCUUUGUACUUGUGUUUGAGUUCAUGCUGUCGGAUCUCUCUGAAGUGAUACGGAAUUCAGAUCAGCCUCUCACAGAAGCCCAGGUCAAGAGCUACAUGUUGAUGCUUCUUAAAGGCAUAACCCACUGCCAUGAGAACUCUAUCAUGCACAGGGAUCUGAAGCCAGCCAAUCUUUUAAUCAGUGAGACAGGGCACUUAAAGAUAGCUGACUUUGGUUUGGCUAGGGUGUUCAGCAAUGAUGAAGGAAGGCAGUACAGUCAUCAAGUAGCUACAAGGUGGUACCGUGCUCCGGAGCUUCUUUAUGGAGCCAGAAAAUAUGAUGAAGGUGCAGAUCUUUGGGCUGUUGGAUGUAUUUUUGGAGAGCUUUUAAACAAUUCGCCUAUCUUCCCUGGAGAAAACGACAUUGAACAGCUUUGCUGUGUGCUCAGAGUCUUAGGAACACCUACAGAGAAAACAUGGCCGGGUAUGAAAGACCUACCGGAUUACAACAAGAUCACCUUUCCAGAGAAUCCACCUAUACCCUUGGAGCAGAUUGUUCCCGAUGCAUCUCCUGAGGCCUUAGAUUUGUUGAAGAAAUUCUUGGUGUAUCCUUCAAGGCAAAGGAUAUCUGCCUCCGAGGCAUUGCUGCAUCCAUAUUUCUUCACAGAGCCACUCCCAGCUCAUCAUUCCGAGCUCCCUAUUCCGCAGCGGAGCAGACGGGGUCGAAGGUCACAGCAUGCCAAGGAUUACGACAUUGAUGUACCGCUGGAACAGACCCUGAUUGACCCACAAGAAAUAGCUCCAUUCGUCUGAAGGGGACCAUUCUUUGUCAGGAGGUAAUAGCAGUCCUGUUCAGACUGAUCUUUCUAUUUCAUGAAGCAGCAUGCACAGGUUUAUGACACUCUUGUACUGCUUGAACAGACCUUGAGUUAUCCAUUGCUAACUGCUCUAUUUGUCUAAAGGGUCCUACUUUGGUAGGUGGUCCUGUUCAGACUUUUGGAGAUCAUGUGCUGUACCAAUCUUUACCUUAGGAAGAUGUCAGGAUACCACUCUGGACAGCAUGGUACAUUCGGAUGAGAUUUUCACCUUGACAUGGAAGAAUUCUUGUUCCCCCCCCCCUUGGUAAUCGUUGUUGAUACAUUACAUAUGGUUUCUAUGUGCUCAAACAAGAUAGUUAUAGUGUAGUGUGAGUAUAUCAUUAUACAAAUAAUGCACAUAUAUGAGAGUGUUGUGGCGGUGCAGCACGCUGAAGGGUGUUUACAAUAUAUCUGACAAAUAUGAGGCCUUGCACUACAUACUUUUGCAUAAUAUUGUAAAUAUUCCAGAUGCCUCGAUCAUCACUAUACUCUUAUAAUAGUGCUUUAGUUUGUAUAAUAAUGUGCUCACUUUCCUGUACAACUCGUAUCUUGUUUCAGCACCUUAACACAAUAUGUAAUGUACA